This is a messenger RNA of Medicago truncatula (barrel medic), 1251 nucleotides long. Its product is annotated as putative F-box protein At1g32420. The transcript has a single exon. The record is from RefSeq and is a predicted model, not a curated record. NCBI's taxonomy places the organism in Eukaryota, Viridiplantae, Streptophyta, Magnoliopsida, Fabales, Fabaceae. Gene Ontology annotation, molecular function: protein binding. Bases 1 to 1251 code for a protein of 416 amino acids.
AUGGCUGCUGCAACAUCUAAGCUGGUAAGCAGUGCUUACAUUCCUAACGACCUUGCUUUGUCUAUUCUUUCCAAACUGCCUCUCAAAUCACUCAAACGAUUCACAUGUGUUAAAAAAUCAUUUUCCCUUUUAUUUCAAAGCCCUGAUUUUAUGAACAUGUUUCGUACCAAUUUAAUAUCUAAACACAACGAGGACAAUGAAAACACACGUCUCAUCCUAAAGGAAAAGACACAAAUGAUUCCCUUUCCCUACCAUUUUUGCACAUUUUCUGGUGAGAAAUUGGAGGAUGGGGAGAGAUUAGACUGUCCACUUCCAUUUCAUGAAGAUGACUUAGGUAUUGGGAUUUUAGGUUUUGCUAGUGUUAAUGGCACUCUUUGUCUCUACCAAGGCAAUUACCAUGACACAAAAAUUGUGUUGUGGAAUCCUGCUACCACAGAAUUUAAGGUUGUUCCGCGUAGCUUUCAACCGUAUGACAACAUUGAGUUUAAGAUACAUCCUUUGGCAUUUGGUUAUGAUCGUGUUAGACAUGACUAUAAAUUGAUCCGGAUUGCGUCUUACCCCUUAGACUUUGAAGGUAAUUGGGUUGAAGUACCUGAAAAGGAUAGCUAUUUGUGGGAUGAGGAUUAUGAUCACACUGUUUGGGAUAGGCAAAUAGUGAAGAUGAAUGACCCUUUCUGGGAGAUAUAUAGCCUCAAAAGUAACUCUUGGAGGAAAAUCGAUGGCAUUUAUCAGAUGGAUUCUAAUUGGGCAGAUAGUCAUCCGGUGAACUUGAAUGAAUUUUGCCAUUGGUUAGGCCCAUCUUAUGAUAUUGUGUCAUUUGACUUUAUCAAUGAGAUAUUCAUUGCCACAACCUUACCCUCGGUUGGCUAUAAAAGGUGUAGAGAAAGCAAAUCAUUUUUUCGGAAACGUAGACUCAGGCUGGAGAAGUACUUGGCAGGGAUAAAUGGGUCUAUUGCUUUCAUCUCCAAUAUUGUGGUGACAAGAUCUUAUCACAUAUGGAUUUUGGGUGAACUCGGUGUUAAAGAAUCGUGGAUUAAACUCUUUGUUGUUGAUGCACCUUGCAGAAUGCAUCCUUUUGGGAUAGGCAUAAAGAGCUUUAUAUUCUUCAUGAAACAUGGUGACGGGAUAGCUGCUUGGUAUGAUAUAAGUACCCAAAGGUAUGAGGAGAUCAAGGUUAAAGGAGAGUCUGUUGGGUGGGAUAUUAUAGUUUAUAAGGAAAACCUUCUUUCUUUUGAAGGAAUUAAUAUUUAA